Messenger RNA from Ornithorhynchus anatinus (platypus), 1067 nucleotides. It is a transcript of the gene BNIP3, whose product is annotated as BCL2 interacting protein 3. Gene Ontology annotation, cellular component: mitochondrial outer membrane; mitochondrial envelope; nucleus. The record is from RefSeq and is a predicted model, not a curated record. NCBI's taxonomy places the organism in Eukaryota, Metazoa, Chordata, Mammalia, Monotremata, Ornithorhynchidae. The coding region runs from base 140 to 730 and encodes 196 amino acids. The transcript has 6 exons. Gene Ontology annotation, biological process: positive regulation of apoptotic process; mitochondrial outer membrane permeabilization.
GCGGGGUCGAAGAGCGCAGAGCGAGGAGGGCGCACAGCAGCAGCAGCAGCAGCAGCAGCAGCAGCAGCAGCAGCAGCAGCAGCAGCAGCAGCUGCUGCUCAACCCCUUGGGCCGGUUGCAGCACAGCGUGUCGCACAGCAUGUCGCAGAGCGGGGGGCUGAACCUGCAGGAGGAAAACCUCCAGGGUUCCUGGGUGGAGCUGCACUUCGGCGGGAACAACGGCAGCGGGGGCGGUGCUCCCGCCUCCGUUUCCGCCUAUAACGGGGACAUGGAGAAGAUCCUCCUGGAUGCGCAGCACGAGUCUGGGAGAAGCAGCUCCAAGAGUUCUCACUGCGACAGCCCUCCGCGCUCGCAGACGCCUCAGGACGUUAACAGAGCUUCGGAAACGGACACCCACAGCAGUGGGGAAAAGAACAGCUCGCAGUCGGAAGAAGAUUAUAUCGAGAGGAGGAAAGAAGUAGAAAGCAUCUUGAAGAAAAACUCAGACUGGAUCUGGGACUGGUCCAGCAGGCCUGAGAACAUCCCGCCCAAGGAAUUUCUCUUCAGACACCCGAGACGCCCGGCGGCCGCCCUCAGCAUGAGGAACACCAGCGUGAUGAAGAAGGGCGGCAUCUUCUCGGCCGAAUUUUUAAAGGUUUUCCUUCCGUCUCUGCUGCUCUCUCACCUGCUGGCCAUCGGACUGGGGAUUUACAUCGGGAGACGCCUGACGCCGUCGACCAGCAGCUACUGAGAGGCGACGGAGAGGCCAACCCCGCCGCCCCCCCGGCCGGCUCGGACGGUCAGCUUCAAGCCCUAGACGGCCGGCCCGCUGACCCUUCUUUAUUUUGUCCUAGCGUAGUCGGACGAGAGAGACGCCGUGAAGCCCAGCGUGCGCGCGUUCGCUCUCUCUCUCUCUCUCCUCUCCCCUCGCCCCCCCGCCCCCCACACAUACAAAUCCACAUCCCCUCCUCUCCCCCCCCAUUUGAAAUCACCUUAUUUCAUCUGCGUCGUACUGGUUAGGAUCCGCAUUUCCAGGUAGAGGAAGUCUGCCCUGACGGUGAUGCGUCUAGAACGGUCAGAAGAAGAAU